Linum trigynum is the source of this 2147-nucleotide messenger RNA. The record is from the annotation of a GenBank genome assembly. Lineage: Eukaryota; Viridiplantae; Streptophyta; Magnoliopsida; Malpighiales; Linaceae.
CUGCAACAGCUUCUUCUCCAUUGCCAUUUUUCCACCUUCUUCUACUUUCCUGCCUUUCCAUAACUAGUCUCCCUCUGUUAAACCUUGACUCAAAUUUUCGUCCAUUUCCGUUUUUGUCUCCGUAAUCGCUCUUUCAAUCAGGGUAUCAGCUACCAUUUCCUUCGCCGGGAGUAUCCAUCUCUUGUACCGUAUUUCUCUUUCUAUCACUCCCCCUGUUUGGUUCCCGGGGAAAUCGUCUGGACUGCCAGCUCUCGCGUUUCUGAAGAUUCUUCAGUCAGAAUUCAGCGGUAAGAUUCUGACUUACUUCGGCUGUAGAUAUAUCAUAUCUUUGUUGUGCGAGACGAGUUGUACCGCUCGUUCAUCGUCAUCAAUCAUCUUGUGCUUUUCUCAUCCUCUGCAAUCAUUUUGCUGCCGUAUGUCUCUGUAUACUCAUGAAAUUGAGCUGCCUGGCGCAGUUGUUUGUAGAAUAGUAAUGGCUCAUCUGCAUAACAAUGACCUCGAGUACGUUGUUGAUGAGUAUUACGACUCCGAUGUCGAAGAGGAACCGCAGCUUCAGAAGGGGGACGAGAUGGAGUCUCUGGACUCGGACUUUGAAGACGAUUUGGAGUUUAACAAGUCCAGCACUGACACAACUGCUGUAGAGUUCAGGAACGGGAAGGAUAUACAAGGAAUUCCAUGGGAGAGGCUCAAUUACACUAGGGACAAGUACAGGGAGACGAGAUUGAAGCAGUACAAGAACUACGAGAACCUCUCUCCCUCUCACGAGCAGAUCAAUAAGGAGUGCCUUCAAGUAACAAAAGGAAAGACAUUUUAUGACUUCCAGAUGAACACCAGGCACGUCAAAUCGACAAUUGUGCAUUUUCAGCUGAGGAAUCUGUUGUGGGCUACAUCGAAGCAUGAUGUCUACCUAGUGGGAGACUAUUCCGUGAUGCAUUGGUCUGCCUUGCUAAGAAAAGGGAAGGAAGUCCUCAAUGUGGCCAAACCAGUGGUUCCGACCUUGAAACGUCCAGGGUUGUUCACACAAUCACUUUCCCGAGUGCAAAUAAGCUCUAUGGCUGUAAAAGACAACAUAUUGGUGGCCGGUGGCUUUCAAGGAGAGCUUAUAUUCAAGUAUCUUGAUCAUCCUGGAGCUGCAUUCUGCACCAAGCUGACAUCAAAUGAAAAUGCCAUCACCAAUGCGGUGGAUAUCUACAACAGCCCCAGCGGCUCAAUGAGGAUUAUGGCAGCAAAUAAUGAUGCAAAGAUUAGAGUUUUCGAUGCCUUGAGUUUUGCCUGCACAAACCAGUUCUCCUUUGAUUGGUCCGUAAAUAGCACAUCAGCUAGCCCUGACGGGAAGCUGGUAGCGGUCCUUGGCGAUAGCGUAGAGUGCUUGCUUGCUGAUUCGCAGUCUGGGAAGGUAGCUGCUACCCUCAAAGGACACUUGGACUAUUCCUUCUCUCCAGCUUGGCAUCCGGAUGGCCGGAUUUUGGCUACGGGCAACCAGGACACCACAUGCAGGCUAUGGGAUAUCAGGAAUCCUUCCACAUCUCUGGCUGUGCUGAAAGGAAACAUGGGGGCCAUAAGGGGACUCAAGUUCACGUCUGACGGGCGGUUUCUGGCAAUGCAAGAGCCUGCUGAUUUCGUGCACGUGUUUGAUGUGGAAUCUGGGUAUGUGAAGUGCCAGGAGAUUGAUCUGUUUGGGGAGAUCGCCGGGAUAUCGUUCAGCCCGGAUUCGGAGUCUUUGUUUGUUGGUGUAGCAGAUCGUACGUACGGCAGCGUGUUGGAGUUUAGUAGAAGGCAUUACGACUGCUGCUUCGACUCCUUUUUUUAUUAGAGUGCUAGUGUUGAGUCUAGAUUUACGUAUGUAUGCAUGUAUGUAUAUAGAAAGUCCAGAUAGUUCACACCAAAAAACAAAAAAAAAAAGUCCAGGUAGCCUCGCGUUUUGGUUGCUUCUUUUCGUUUUCUGAACUAUCCUGGACUCUGUACUUGGCUUGCACAAGUUCUCGUUUGGUUCUGUUCCGCGGUUGCAAUAUGUCUGUGUAUUUGUUCCCCAAGCCAAGUGUUUUUGCUAUUUAUAGCUGCUGCUGCUGCUGCAGGUGUGAUCUCCUCUUAUCGGCUAGUGAUAUCUGUUCUAAAUUAUAAUGCUUUUAUAAAUUAUGAAAGAUACC